AUGGGUGAUUUGCCUGACUUUCGUGUUACUCCUAGUCGUCCGUUUAGUCAUACAGGAGUCGACUACGCAGGUCCUUAUGAUGUUAAAUUGAGUCCAGGUAGAGGAUGUAAGACACGUAAAGCAUAUAUAGCAUUGUUUAUUUGUUGCUGUACUCGCGCUGUACACAUUGAACUUGUUUCUGAUGGUUCGUCAGCUACCUUUUUAGCCGCCUUCCAGCGCUUUGUUUCUAGACGGGGCAAACCUACUAAUGUCUAUAGUGAUAAUGGUCAUAAUUUUGUUAGAGCUGAUCGUGAGCUAUCUCAAUUUCUUAAUGAAUUAGGAGCCAAUGCUGAUUUGCAUGACAAAUUGAUUUCCGAGGGAAUUGCUUGGCAUUUUAUACCUCCUAAUGCUCCUCAUUUUGGGGGGCUAUGGGAGGCUGGGGUGAAGAGUGUAAAUUUUCAUUUAUGA
Leptopilina heterotoma is the source of this 447-nucleotide messenger RNA. RefSeq lists its product as uncharacterized. The record is from RefSeq and is a predicted model, not a curated record. The transcript has a single exon. Gene Ontology annotation, molecular function: nucleic acid binding. Gene Ontology annotation, biological process: DNA integration. Bases 1 to 447 code for a protein of 148 amino acids. NCBI's taxonomy places the organism in Eukaryota, Metazoa, Arthropoda, Insecta, Hymenoptera, Figitidae.